Betta splendens (Siamese fighting fish) is the source of this 1539-nucleotide messenger RNA. It is a transcript of the gene rcn2, whose product is annotated as reticulocalbin 2. Gene Ontology annotation, molecular function: calcium ion binding. Lineage: Eukaryota; Metazoa; Chordata; Actinopteri; Anabantiformes; Osphronemidae. The coding region runs from base 285 to 1217 and encodes 310 amino acids. Gene Ontology annotation, cellular component: endoplasmic reticulum. The record is from RefSeq and is a predicted model, not a curated record. The transcript has 8 exons.
CUUCUGGGGGGAACACACGUAGUCCACAUGGCCUGUCUGCCUACAAAUGGUGCAAACUUACAAAGUCUACAAGAAAGAGGGAGCUGUGACAAGCUCUGAUUAUUAAAUAAAUAUACACGAAGACGCACAAAUGUAAUGAUGCUCUAUAUGGAUCAGAGCUAAUGGGCUUGUUUGUUAUCUCUGGGUAAAUUUGGAGUAUUAUCUGGUAAAGAAAAGGACAAACAAGGACCUGGAGGGGACAUCAGAGCUAACAACGUGUUACCUAGUAACAGGUACCUAGACAGAUGACUCCCGCUGCGUUAUGGGCUCUGCUGUUGCUCCAGUUCGGCCUGGUUAUAGGCUCUCAUAAACAUUUGCAUGAAGAUCACUAUACUGAUCAGCAGCACAAUCCUGAGCACGACAUCAACGUUCUGCUGGGAGAUGAGAACACAGAGGAGAUAAAGAAACUCAGCCCAACACAGCAGAGGAGAACAAUGAUGGAAAUCGUGAAGAAGAUUGACACAAAUGCUGACAAUCUGCUGAGUGCAGAGGAGAUCACGCUGUGGAUACAACACGUCUACAGAAAAUAUGCCGUAGACGACGCAAAGGAGCACUUCCCGGAGUAUGACGCCGACGGAGAUGGAGUUGUAACAUGGAGGGAAUACAACACAGUCGCUCAUGAGCAGCUCAUUCGCUUUGAUGACGGUGCUGCUGUGGAGGAUCCAGAGCAGGAGUCUCUGAGACAUCUCUAUCUGAAGGAGAAGAGGCGUUUUGACUUUGCUGAUGUGGACGACACUCCCGGCCUUAACGUGACAGAGUUUCUGGCCUUCACGCACCCAUCGGAAGUGGAUCGCAUGGCUGAUUUUGCCAUUGAAGAUGUGUUGAGUGAAUAUGACACAGACAAAGACGGAUUCAUCAGCUUAAGAGAAUUCAUCGGCGACAUUCGUGGUGACGAGGAGUCACCUUCGCAGUGGGAGAUUGAAGAGACGGUGCGGUUUAAAGACCUCUACGAUCAAGACAAGGACGGCAAGUUGAAUAGAGAAGAGCAACUUCGCUGGGUGGCGCCGAACAGCUACGGCUCAGCCAGAGAAGAGGCUCUUCACCUCAUCAAGGAAAUGGACCUGGAUGGAGACGGACAGAUCUCACAAAGCGAGGUUUUGAAGAACCAAGAAACCUUCAUGAACAGUGAAGUGACAGACUAUGGCAGACACCUACACGUGUCUCAUGAUGAAUUAUAACUAAUGUUUACUGGUAUAAGAUGUAACGUAGUCCCGGGGUUCACACCAACUCAUCCUAACUUACCGUUCCAUCAUCAACCUACAUGAGGAAAGUGAAGAAAGAAAGACAGAACUACUUGGAAGAUAUUGCAACAGCCGUGUUGUAUGCACACAUCCUCUACAACGAUCCUCAGUGUUUUAACACCUCUCUGUCAGUGUCAGCACAUUCUGACCGGCAGCAGCUUUGCAAAACCACGUGUUGCGAGACCUGAUGAUCUUUUUCUUGAUUUUUUUUUAUUUUGUCACUCACCACCGCCUCACGAAUAAACAGGGAAACUGGGAA